AGAAAUAUUUGUUUGGAGGAAGGAUAGGACAGGACGGUGUUAUCUUUCAUAUUUGAACCAUUCGUCGUAGUAUAAUCGGAUAAAUGUUUGAAAAUGCGUUCGUGAAUUCGUGAUAACAAAAGAGUUAUAAAAUUAAUUUUUUGAUUUUUACUUUUAAGUUUUAAGUUUAUUCAUUGUUGUCACAUAAUCGAAUUGCAUACAAAUGUAUAAUAGAUAGUUAAAAUUCUAAUUGUGUACAAUUACGGCAUACCAGUAUUUUAUUCAUAACUCCAGUUCGUUUUGCACUACGUUGUAUUGAAUGUAAUGUGACAGUAUCGCUCUUUUGACAGUUACUGAAUAUUGAUAUGACUGAUACGAAUGACCAAUUUUUAGUUGAAGAUGAUGAAAUAUUAGCUUCUAUAUUAGAAGAAAGUUUAAGACAUUACAAUGAAGUGGAAGUACCGUUACGGUCUAUUACUUUGAAAGAAUUAUCAUCUACACGACCUAAACAGUCUAUUGAUGUGAACAAAGUACUUCCUACACAAACUAUUGUCGAGGAUGAAGUACCACAACAGUCUAUUGGUACAAAUUCUGUACCUAAAUUAAGUAAUGUUGCAUCACCAGUAGUAAUAGACUUGUGCGAAUCACCUAAAAAAUGUGCUGUUGUCCAAAGCAGAUUAUCACAUUUUUUUACAAAACCUAAAAGUGUUAAAAUAUGUGAUGAAAAAAUUAAUAGUGAAUUAGAAAAUCAAACUGAAAAAUUAUCUAUAGAAGUAAAUUCAUCGCCAGUACAGAAUAAUGUCAGCAUUAUUAGUUCACCAGCGAUUUUCUAUAAAGAACCGGAUGCAGAUGGUUUUCAUUUAUCUUCUGGUUCACAUUAUGUGUACCCCUCAAAUUUUCCAGUCAGAGAAUAUCAAAUGACAAUCAUCAAAACAGCUUUAUUUCAUAAUACUCUAGUCAGCUUGCCUACAGGCAUGGGGAAAACAUUUAUAGCUGCUGUGGUCAUGUACAACUUUUACCGAUGGUAUCCAAUGGGUAAAAUAAUAUUUAUGGCACCAACAAGACCAUUAGUUGCCCAACAAAUUGAAGCAUGUCACUCGAUAAUGGGUAUUCCUAGGGACAUGACAUUUGAAAUGACUGGUAAUAUCCCACCCGAACAAAGAUAUUUAGCUUGGAAUAAAUACAGAGUAUUUUUUCUUACACCUCAAGUUCUAGCUAAUGAUUUAAGCCUUAAUAAAUGUCCAUCAGAUACAUUUAGAUGUAUUAUUGUUGACGAAGCACAUCGAGCUACCAAAGAUUAUGCUUAUGUUCAGGUCUUAAAGCAUUUAGCCAAAGAAAACCGAGUAAUUAGAAUUGUUGGGUUAUCAGCUACUCCUGGAACUAAUAUAGAUGCAGUCACUGAGGUGAUUCAAAAUUUAAACAUAUCAAGAUUAGAGUUCAGAACUGACGAAUCUCCUGAUGUAGCAAAAUAUACAAAUAAAAAGGAUGUUGAAUGCAUACCAGUGAAACUUACAAAUACUAUUUUGGAGAUACGCAACCAAUUUUUAAAGGUUUAUGAUAAACACUUAAGACGAUUAAAACAGUAUCAUGCCCUCAAUGGGAAUGUUGCUAAUCUAACAAAAUUUCAAAUACUUGGUGCCAAACAAAAAUUUUUAACCAGUAAUAUUGCUCGUGAUAUGCCAAAAUCUCUUGUUGGAUGUUUAAUAAAUGAUUUUACUAUUUGCAUGUCACUGGCAUAUGCUUUAGAGUUGUUGACUAUUUAUGGUGUUAAAGUAUUUUAUUUACAAUCAUUAGAAAUCAAGGAAAAUCAUAAAUGCUUAUCAAACGAUGCGGAUUUUCAAAAUCUUUUGCAUAGUAUUAACAACGAAUUGAAUUCUCAGGACUUGACUUGGAGUCAUCCCAAACUGUUAGAGUUGAAAAAAAUUGUUCGAAACUAUUUUGGCAAUACAAAUGUAGAAGCUAGUAGUAAGAUAAUAAUAUUCUGCCAGUAUCGGUUGGUUGUAGUAGAAGUGUUUGAACUUUUAAAAACAUUUGGUUCAUCUGUGAAACCAGUCAUGUUUGUUGGGCAAUCUCUUAAGGAAAAAGGGGGUCUACCACAAAAAAAACAAUUGGAGGUGAUGAGCCGAUUUAAAAGUGGAGAUUUCAAUGUAUUAAUUGCUACAAGUGUAGCUGAAGAAGGUCUAGAUAUUGGGGAAGUCGACCUGAUUAUUUGUUUGGAGGCUAACAAAUCUCCAAUUAAAUUUGUACAAAGACUUGGCCGAACUGGACGUAAAAGAUCAGGCAAAUGUAUUACUUUACUGACUGAAGGAAAAGAACAAAUCAAAUACAAUUCUAGUGUUUCUUCUAGCAAAACACUCGUAAUCAAAAUGUUGAAAAGUAAAGUAAUACUUUCAAAGUUGGCUCCUGCAGGACCGAGAUUGGUGCCAAAACAUAUCCAUCCAAAAUGUUUAAUGAUUCACGUAAAAAAACCAGAAGAGUUGUUUCCAGAAAAGAAAAAACUUAAAGGCAAAAAAAAAGGAGUUGAAAAUAUUAUGCGAUAUGUAGAACCUAAUGAUGGUCAAAAUGAAGUAGAUGAAGACGGAGAAGACGGACUCAAUAUUUUCCAAAAUAACAUAGAUAAACCAAAAAGAAAAUCUAAAAAACGAAAAACUGUCGAAUUAGAUACAAUUGAUAAUGACUGUAGGGAAGUAAGAUCGCCCGAAGAAAUAAAUUCAAACUUAGAUUGCGAACACAAUUUGAAUGAUUAUAACGAUUAUAACGCACCCAAUAUUAACGCGCACGGUGUAACCGAUAAGACUUUAGACCGCUUCGUUGAUGAGGAAAAACUGUUUAACGAAUGGAUGCAGUCGUGUGUUCAGACCAAUAAAAUAGUGAUGAACAGCCCGUUUUUGGAACUGUUAAAUUUGUUUACUGACCGUGGACAAUGUGAUACUGAACUUUUCAACAAUGAAUCGACGAAUGACAUGUUUAUGGAGCAUACUGACUUAGUCCAAAGGUCGAUUGGUCCAUCGAUAAGUGAAGAGCGCACGAUCCGCGUAAACGAUCAGCCAAUGAGAAACGUCGAUCGUUCGUUCCUAUCGAGAGAUAAUCUACGACUAGGUGGUUCGCAGGUGGCCAGCACAUCCGCAGCACGUGAUAUCAACUACUACACGGAAAAUACAGAACUUGAAGACAUAUUUGACGGACAUAUUGACCAGUCUAGUGUUAUGCGACCUAUCGGUAUGCGAACGUCCGAAAUUUGUAGCAGUAGCCACAAGACGGAAACCGACAAAAACAACUGUUUGGGUGAACUCGAUUUCAACGAUCUGUACAAAAGUCAACGUGCUAACAGGCACUCCGAUGAUUUCAUGGCGAGGAAUACGGAUUUCCGUGUAAGGCCGCUUACUGUAGACGACGACAAUAGUGAUCAUUCAGUCGAACUUGUACACUGCGUAGGUGACGACAACUCUUCAGCGGAUAUCGCGACAAGAACCGUCGCACCAAGCGACGACGAAGAUGGAGACGAUGAAGUCAUGGGAAAUCUUGAUUUCGAAGAAUUAUUCAAGAGCCAAAGAGCUGACAGGUUCAUCGAAAAGUACAGCGAAGAAAUCACCGCUGAAAUACCAGAGGUCAAUCAUUCGGCGGUCGUGCGUAGUGAUGAUGGCAAAAAAGUCAAGAUGGGCCAUAAGGGAGAAAUAGAUUACAGUGUAUUGUUCAAGAGCCAAAGAUCCAACGGAUACAUCGAAGACUUCAUGGUUAGGGAAACGGAAUCCCGUGUUUGUCAGUCAAAUGCAGGUGAUCACGUUGUACGCCACUUAAAUGAUGACCAUUCAAUAGUGGAUAUCGAAACAAAAACCUUCGUAUGUGACGAUGACCAAGACGAAGACGACGAAAUCAUGGGGAAUAUUGAUUUCGAAAAACUGUACAAGAGUAGUCAGAGAUCCGACAUCUGUACAAAAAAAGAAAUCGCUGCCAAACAACAGAAUGUCGAUCGACCGAUCGCUAACGGUGGCCGGAGAAGUCCCAUCGUGUGUGGAGGCGCACAUAAGGUCGGGAUAUCUAGUAAUCAGUCGAUCGGAAAGAUAGACUACAGUGUAUUGUUCAAGAGCCAAAGAUCCAACGGGUACAUCGAAGACUAUAUGAUUAGGAACACGGGAGCUCAAGUCCCGAGUGCUGUCGAUCGCGAUGUAAUUUACGUCGACGAUCAGGAUGAAGACGAUGAAGUGAUGGGGAACCUUGAUUUUGAAAAACUUUUCAAGAGUCAGAGGGCCGCCAUGGUUACGGACGGAAGUGAUAGAAUAUCCGCCAAACGACCUUAUGUCGAAAACGGUGGGCGGAAGAGUCCCAUCGCGUGUGAUGACGAGCAAAAGGCGAAAACAGUAGAACGUUCGGGCAAAGUCGACUACAGCGCACUGUUCAAGAGCCAACGGGCUGACGGGUACAUCGAAGACUAUGCUGAAAAGAUUGUAGCAAAAAGAGCCUGUGAAAAGGUCGGCGUGGCGGACCGUUUGCCGGAAUCGGAUGUCCUGCAGGUCGUCAGCCUCAACGAUGACGAUGACGACGUUAUUUCCAUAAAAAGCUCUCCAGAAUUUUUCAGUUGCAGACCGCCAAAGAAGGUCGUUCAGACGAAACUGACGGGUCACGUUCGGGCCGAUCGUGAUGUCGAAAUCUUCGACUUGUCGUCGCCGCCACCGAGAUCGUUGCGUACCGCGACUGCAUCCUCCGUCUGUCGACCGAUUUCAGAAGAUAGAUUUCCGACUGGUGGUGUCAGGUCGGGACCUGUCGGUGGCAAUGGUCUGCUUCAGUUGCUCGACGACGACGAGGAUGACAUGGAUUUUAUGUCUAUCGAUUACAACAACGAUGUCGAUGCUGCUGCAGAAGUUUUCACGCAGAAACAUCGAGACGGCGAUAGCGAUGCAGAAGUUUUCACGCAGAAACAUCGGGAUGGCGGUGAGACGAAGACGGCGGCCCGACUACCGUUACCGUCCGUCGUUCCGACAGCAAAACCAGCGGUUGAAAAUGACGUGAAAAAGCGUGUCGGCCACUCUACACAAUCGUACGAAAACAGCAUGAUGCCGUUCAACAUAAUGAAGGCUGCACGUCUUGUUGAUUUACUUAAGCCGGGCUUGAGCAUGAAGAGGAGUACAACUACGGCGGCAUCGAAACGAUUGGUCGACAACGGGUCAACGUCUACAGCGUUCAAGCGGCAGGUCGAUACCGGAUCGACGUCUACAGCGUUCAAGCGACAGGUCGAUACCGGAUCUACGACGCCUGUAUUCAAACGAAAGGUCGACAACGGACCGACGACGCCUGUAUUCAAACGACAGGCCGACAUCGGACAGACGUCGACGGCUUUCAAGCGACAAGUCGACCACGGGUCGAUGGCAGCGUUGGCGUUAAAAAGAAAAUUCGAUAACCACCGAAGCCCAGCCGACGACAUGUCGCCCAUACAUGUCCCAAACGGACCGCGGCGGCGUCCUCAGUUCUCGCAGUCUACUCCCAAAGUUGGACGAGAAACCGCCACGGCUACGACCACAGUCACUACCGCCGCCGAUACGGUCAAUUCUCUGUUGACGUCUAGCAGUGAUUCUGAUGCUUUCAUCGGCCGCGGCCGCAACGAAAAAACGACCAGCCCACGCCGCCGAGUCAAGAAAAAACGACGACCAAAACCGAAAAAGAAACUCUUGUUCAUCGACGACGAAGCUGAUGUCAGCAAUUGCUACGGCGACGGAAACACCCUCAGCACGACUAGCUCUGAAAACGACGAUGACGAUGAUGAACAAAAUGAAUUUGAUUCCAGUUUUAUCGAUGAUGACCACGAAAAGUCCGAUCAGAAGAGCAUGACCAAACAGUAUUUACAAUCGGUCAAGAGUCAGGCUAAUGUCCGAGGAGUUUUCAAGAUACCUCAGCUGAUGGGACAUCAUUACAACAUCGACGUUUACUCUCAGAUGGACGACCGGAAUGUGGAUAAUAAUUACGAAGAGGAUUCGUUUUGCGUGGAAGACGCAUCAGAUUUAAAUAACACGUCGUCGACGACCAACACGAGCACGCAUCGGACGUCGGACGAACGGCCGUCCAAGCCGCCGCCGUCACGGAAACGAAAACGCAUACUAAUGUCGCCGCAGAGUACGGACAGCAGCGACAGUUCCGAAGAGCUGCUGCAGUUCCGCCGGAAGCGCGGCAAGGCGAAGACUUCGUUGGACUUUAGUUGACCGCGGUCGGGCUAUGGAUUUUGGUCCGGUUCGAUUCGCCAAUCUUUUUAUAUCUGUUAAAUUUUUUUCGCGUAUGUUUAUUUUCAUCAGUAGCGUUUUUUUAUUGUACCAUCCGCUGUAUCCCCUUACAGAUACGAUACACUUGUCCGCGAUAUCGUAAUAUUGUACACUUACGAGUCGUGGGCGCGACUGACCGCGUAUCGCUAUAGGUUAAUUAUUUUUUCUCAUUUUUGUUUUAGUAAUUUAACUGCACAUUCCUAUUUCCUAUAUUAUACUUAUACACCACCAUUAUACCUAUAAAAAAUGUUUAUUUGUUUUUUUUUUAUAUACAUAUUUAAUUAUUAAAUAUUUAUUUGUGAUAAUCAACAGAAUAUUGAAAAACGGAUAAUACGUGUGACGUUUUGAUCAGUUUUAAUGUGAUAAUAAAAAUUAACUUUAAAAGUAA
Rhopalosiphum padi (bird cherry-oat aphid) is the source of this 6615-nucleotide messenger RNA. RefSeq lists its product as uncharacterized. The record is from RefSeq and is a predicted model, not a curated record. Lineage: Eukaryota; Metazoa; Arthropoda; Insecta; Hemiptera; Aphididae. The transcript is spliced from 19 exons. Gene Ontology annotation, biological process: replication fork reversal; double-strand break repair via synthesis-dependent strand annealing; interstrand cross-link repair. Gene Ontology annotation, molecular function: 3'-5' DNA helicase activity; hydrolase activity; four-way junction helicase activity. Bases 345 to 6170 code for a protein of 1941 amino acids.